Messenger RNA from Brugia malayi, 729 nucleotides. RefSeq names its product Mitochondrial glycoprotein (gene Bma-cri-3). The record is from RefSeq and is a predicted model, not a curated record. Lineage: Eukaryota; Metazoa; Nematoda; Chromadorea; Rhabditida; Onchocercidae. Gene Ontology annotation, cellular component: mitochondrial matrix. Gene Ontology annotation, biological process: cytosolic ribosome assembly. The transcript is spliced from 6 exons. The coding region runs from base 1 to 729 and encodes 242 amino acids.
AUGCGGUCAACUGCAGUAUGUCGCGCAUUGUCAAAAGCUCUGCAGAGGCAUGUUUCAACAGCAGCUGUUUGUUCUGGAAUAAGAAUGUCACAACCAGUUUUGAUGGCUCGACAGAUGUCGACCACCCGACCAUUAAGUAAUGAAUUAAUUGAUGCGCUAAAGAAUGAAAUUACCGCUGAGAAACAACUGGAGAAAGAAAAUCUUCGUGGUGAACAAGCUCCAAGAAUCUCGGGUUUCGAAAUUACAACUGAUGGUGCCAAUGUACAUUUGGCAAAGUUGCACGGCAGUGAAAAAAUUAAUGUAUACUUUAAUGUCAACCAUUCAGUAGAUAUGGACGGCGGAGAAGAUGAGGAUGAAGGAGUUCCACUCGCCCUGCCUUCACUUACUAUAGAAAUCAUCAAGGCACAACAACGAUUAUGCUUUUACCUUGAUCUAUGCGAAAACGAAGAAGCAGCGGAAGCAAAUGAACGGUUUGAUUUCCGCGUAGCAGAAUUUUACAUUGCUCCAGCAUCUAAAGGAACGGAAGAUGAAGACGUACCUGAAUCAGUAUACUCAUCAUCCGGCAAAUAUAUUGAUCCAACUUUGCAUGAUCUUUUGUUCAAUCACUAUUUGGCGGAACGUGGCUUCGAUCAGAAAUUUUGCCGUGAAGUGGUGGAUUUCGCAACACACUAUGAGCAUUCGCAAUAUGUUAAAUUAUUGACGGACAUCAAGUCAUUUGUUUCAAAAUGA